UUUCAAGGCAUAGAUUGACCCGUCUAAAAACGCAUGUCCAGUCUUGUGUCACCUACGAAGCAUAUUCGUUCCGGUGUUAGUCGUCCAAUGUUAAUUAAGCGUGUAUAAGCUUAAAAUAUUAGAAAAGAAUAUGCCUGUAAUAUGAAGUGGAUAGUAAUUUCGUGUAUUUUAUGUAUAUUUGGAUGUUUCAAAGAGUUUAGACCUUCAGAAUCUUUCGUUACCGAUUAUUUAACAGGACCAUGGAAAAAUUUUACAAAUGUUCAAGUAAAUCAAGAAAUAUUUCCUGUUGCAACAUAUUCUUAUUUUGCAACAUUAGUUGUUAUAUUUUUAGUAACAGAUUUUGUACGAUAUAAGCCUAUCAUUAUUUUGUGUGGUUUCUCUGGUGCUAUCACAUUUCUUUUGAUAAUGCUUGGAAAAGAUAUAUUAACUAUACAAAUUGUGGAGUUCUUUUAUGGCUUGUUUUUAUCUACAGAAGUGGCUUACUAUACAUAUAUUUAUGCUAAAGUUGAUAGGAAACAUUAUCAAGAAGUAACUAGUCAUACAAAAGCAGCAUCUCUUUUUGGUCGUUGUAUGUCUGGUAUUGUUGCACAAUUGACAGUUUCUUUUGAUAUAUUAGAUUAUCAUCAGUUGAAUUAUAUUACAGUAUCAGCUACUUCAUUUGCAACAAUAUGGGCAUGUUUUUUACCUUCUGUUGGUCAGUCCAUUUAUUUUCAUAAAGAAAAUGAAAAUUAUGAAAAUCAUGAUUCUUUAAAUAAUAAUGAAACAGUAUCACAAUCAUACAGUUUAAGUGAAGUAUUACAUAGACCAGAACAGCACAAUAACAACAAUUCUCCCAGUACAAAUAUUUCAUUGAUACGUAAAAUAAAACAAGCUUAUAUUUUAUUAUGGAAAGAUUUUUUGCAAGCAUAUUCAAAUAAUCAUGUUGUAAAAUGGUCAAUAUGGUGGUCAUUUUCUACUUGUGGAUAUUUACAAAUUAUCAGUUAUAUACAAUUACUUUGGCAAACUGGUGUGUCACAUGGAGAUAAAAUUUAUAAUGGAGCUGUAGAUUCUUUAUACACUAUCAUAGGUACAGCUACUGUUUUUUUCAUUGGAAAGAUACCAUUUAAUUGGUCUCUGAUAGGAGAUGUAGUAGUAUCAUUCAUGUCAUUUGUAGAAGGUACUUUAUUAUUAAUUUCAUCAUAUAGUUACAAUAUUUGGUUAUUGUAUGGUGCUUAUAUAAUAUUUGGAAUUAUUUACCAUACAAUGGCUACUGUUGCAAGCUUUGAAAUUGCAAAAUGUAUAUCAGAAGAUAGUUAUGGUUUAAUAUUUGGUGUAAAUACCUUUAUUUCACUAUUAUUACAAACUAUAUUAACCCUUAUUGUAGUAACUGGAAAUUUAAAUUUAAAUAUCAGAUCUCAGUACUUUGUUUAUGGUGGUUACUUUAUUGUAAUAGCAAUACUAUAUACAAUAAUAGGCAUUUUUAAUAUUGUAAAACACUGUAGAAGAGGUACAGAAUUCAAUAUUUGGGUAAAUGAUGAGAAUACCACAGUAGAAGUACGUCCGGAAGAAGAAGUAAAUUCAUCCAAAUUUUACAGCUCUAGUUGAUACUGUAAUUAUUUAUAAAUUCUAAAUAUAUUGCUCCUUUUACUGGUGCAAUAUUUACUUAGAUAAUAAUAGAAAAUGUAGUAUUAUUUAUAUUUAAUAGAUAAUCAUUCAAAAACAGUACAAAUUUUUAUUGUUAUACUGUUCAUUUUGCAGUAUAGGUGAAUGAACUUUUACCUGUUAAAUGUAUUUCCUAAAAACACUUAAUUAUUAUGUACUUAUAGAUGCAUAUCUUUAUUGAUAAGAUAUGCCCAAUUUAUAGUAUUAAAUAUAAUAUUUUUUCACAGAUUAAAAAAGAAUGUAGCAUAAAUUACAUAAAUGUU
Osmia bicornis bicornis is the source of this 1904-nucleotide messenger RNA. Its product is annotated as thiamine transporter 2-like. The record is from RefSeq and is a predicted model, not a curated record. Gene Ontology annotation, biological process: transmembrane transport; vitamin transport. The coding region runs from base 142 to 1584 and encodes 480 amino acids. Lineage: Eukaryota; Metazoa; Arthropoda; Insecta; Hymenoptera; Megachilidae. The transcript has 6 exons. Gene Ontology annotation, cellular component: plasma membrane. Gene Ontology annotation, molecular function: vitamin transmembrane transporter activity.